AUGGAGACCUACUACGGACACGUCCGCACCCCGGCGGAUGCUAUCAUUCUCUUCGAGGCUUGUCGCAUGGGUCUGUUGCCUCGAGUCCAGCGUCGGCUAUCAGAGAAGGAGCGACAAUCAAUUCGAUCGGGCUCAGUAUUCGUGUGGGAUGAGCGGGAAGCGGGCAUGCGACGCUGGACCGAUGGCAAAUCAUGGAGUGCCAGUCGGGUUUCCGGCAGCUUUCUGACUUAUCGCGAGAUGGAGGGCAAGCGCGGUGGUGGCAGUGUGCCGCAGAGUUCAGUGUCGCGGGCCGGAAAGACGCCCGAGAGCAGGGGCAGCGAUGAGGAGCGAGGGGACGGAACCGACGAGGGCCCUGAUGGGUAUCGGUAUAAGCCGGAUGGCCUGAUGAAGCAGUCCUUCAGUAUCACCACUUCCACGGGCCAGCACCUUCACCUGAUCAGCUACUUCUCUCGCUCUCACCCCGCGGCGAACAACCUGCAACAACCCACCACCGACCCUGCGCUGCGACAUGUCCGGCCCCAGAAAGGCCUGUACCCCGAGUCGACCGUCAAUGACCAGCAAAAUCUCCCAGUGGUUACUCGGGGGCCCAUGGCGGGCGCUGCGGCCUAUCCCAUUACUCCUCAUCCCAUCGGCGCGUUCCCACGCACCAACCCCACCCACAACCAGUCGUAUACUCAACUCCAUCACCCUUGGCCUCUCACACCACUGGCGACUCCACCAACAGUCGCUGUGCCAUAUCCUGGUACUGCCUAUUUACCACCAGUUUCUAAUGGGGCUUCCCCGUACGGGCCACCACAACACCAGCAGCCCCCUCACCUCCAGCAACCAGCGCACGCUCUGCCACCCCCACCUCAUGGAAUUCCAGGUCCUUACGACAGGCCCGCUCAUCCCGAGUCAGCAAUGCCACCUGCGGGUCCCCCUCCAGCGGGACCACCGGUCUAUCCCACACGAUCGCCUCGGUCCCUGCACCAGCCACCGCCAGAGCAGAGGAGCCCAGGGAUGUACGGACCCGCCGCGGCAGAUCCUCGCCUGGCCUCACCCAGAGUCCCGGUUGGAGCAGCUUCGCAGGCUAACGGAGCUAUGCACAGCCCUCAUAUGCUGAAGCAGACUGCUCCUAGUGCAGUGCAACAACUCGGACACAUUGGCGCGUCCCCGAAGCCGGAACCAGGUACUGUGCCUGGGAUUGGUUCCUUAAUGAGUGGAGCCUCGCUCGCACCGAUCACUUCGGCUGGUGCUCCUGCCCCUGGACCUGGAAGCCCCCCUGGUGCUCGAGCGCCUCCCACUAGUCAAGGACCCCGAGAUAUUCCCAACGAAAAGAUUGGGUUUGGAGGAGAGGACAUGAGAGCACUGCGCCAGCUGGACCGUGUGUUCAUUUGA
Molecule: messenger RNA, 1377 nt
Organism: Penicillium canariense
Lineage: Eukaryota; Fungi; Ascomycota; Eurotiomycetes; Eurotiales; Aspergillaceae
Product: camp independent regulatory protein
Exons: 1
Coding region: 1-1377 (458 amino acids)
Molecular function (GO): DNA binding
Source: RefSeq, a predicted model, not a curated record